Messenger RNA from Notolabrus celidotus (New Zealand spotty), 2340 nucleotides. RefSeq names its product solute carrier family 25 member 39 (gene slc25a39). The record is from RefSeq and is a predicted model, not a curated record. The transcript has 12 exons. Gene Ontology annotation, biological process: mitochondrial transmembrane transport. The coding region runs from base 256 to 1326 and encodes 356 amino acids. Lineage: Eukaryota; Metazoa; Chordata; Actinopteri; Labriformes; Labridae.
AUCAUGCGCACCAGCCUCACUGUGUACAGACGGAAGGGUGUAGCGCUGCGUAGUGUUACCCGGGUUUGUGUGGCUGUGUUCGGGUACACCGUGUGACCUGUAAACAGCCUCCCUGCGACUCUGAAAUCAUGCUAGCAGAUCGCAGAGUACGGACAUUAGAACCAGGCUUUAGAUGGGAACGUUGAUUCAACCUGAAAUGGGUGAAGAAGAAUUUAAAUCUCAAGAACACUGGCAGCUUCAGUAAAGGUGAGCAGGAUGGGGGAGCGAGGUGUCAGCGGGCCUGUGGCUGCAAUUUCGCCCAUGCAGCAGAUGCUGGCUUCAGGGACUGGAGCCCUCCUCACGUCUGUGUUUGUCACGCCGCUGGACGUUGUGAAGAUCCGUCUGCAGGCUCAGCAAACAACGUUCCACCAAGCGUUAGCCUGUGAAGCUGCAGCUCCGUGGAGCGGCGCGUUCACACGCCCUUCAAAGUGGAGGUGUUUCAUGUAUUGUAACGGGCUGAUGGAUCACAUCUACGUGUGUCAGAAUGGAACCAGUUGCAGCAGCUGGUACAAAACGCAGACACAUUUCAGCGGGACACUCGAUGCAUUCGUGAAAAUAUCCCGACAUGAGGGACUCAGGUCUCUGUGGAGCGGGCUGCCUCCCACACUUGUCAUGGCCGUACCUGCCACCGUCAUCUACUUCACCUGCUACGACCAGCUGAGGGACUUCCUGCGAUACGGUCUGGGUUUCCAGGGCAGCCACGUCCCUCUGGUCGCUGGAGGUCUCGCCCGAUUGGGGGCAGUGACUGUGAUCAGCCCUCUAGAGCUGGUCAGGACUAAGAUGCAGUCCCGUCGGCUGCCGUACAGCGAGCUGCGGGCGUGCAUCCGCUCUUCUGUGGCCCAGGAUGGCGUGCUGUCGCUGUGGAGGGGCUGGGGACCCACCGUGCUCAGAGAUGUGCCCUUCUCAGCAUUAUACUGGUUUAACUAUGAGCUGGUGAAAGCCCAUCUGUGUGAAAAGUCCCGGGUGACCCAGGCCAACUUCUCCAUCAGCUUCACAGCAGGAGCGAUCUCCGGAGCUAUCGCUGCAAUCCUGACGCUGCCGUUUGACGUGGUGAAGACACGGAGACAGAUUCAGCUGGGAGAGAUGGACACGCUGGGAGUUUCUGCAAAGAGAACCACGUCCACACUGCACAUCAUGAAGGAGAUCUGGGCGGAGUUGGGCUACAGGGGACUUUUUGCAGGUUUCAUGCCCAGGGUGAUCAAAGUGGCCCCAGCGUGCGCCGUCAUGAUCAGCACCUACGAGUUCGGAAAGGCGUUCUUCCAGAAGAUGAAUCUUGAUGGAGAGUGACUGCCGUCCUGCAGACUGUCUUUGCAGGAGCAGAAAGUCACUCAUAUUCAGACAUUGUCAUCACAGUUUGGAGACGGACUUCAAAAGGAAGCGUGAGGAACAGGCGGGCCUUGACUCGGCUUUGUUUGAACCUUAAACAGGAGGAUUCACUCAUAUACUUUAGGAAUGCCUCUCCCUGCAAACCUGCUCUCAUCCUUAAACUUUCAUGAGUUGGAAUAAGAAGACUGGAUGCUGAGAGACACUCUAAGACUACAGACUGUUUGUGUUGAUACUUUGUGUUUACAGGUUCCUUAUAAAGAGAAAGUUUAAAUAUUUCUGACGCACAUCACAACAGACAAAGAACAAACUGACCCACCGUGCAGGGCGGCGGCCGUGUGGGGUGUUACUGCUUGUUUGACUGCAUGAGUCUCAUUCCUUCACUUUGCAUCGCUAGAGACAAACUGCACGGGGACAAGCUUCAUUCAAUAAAGAUUCCAGACAUGCAACUGCACCCUGCAUCAGCAUUUCUGCAUCAUCCAGCAGUAGAGCAUGACAAGUAUCUGUCAGAACAUGAUCAACAAAUCUGGUUUGUAUGAUAGAUUGAAUCACUUGUAGCACUUUUUGCAUUUGCAAGACAAUGUGAAAUGAGUUAAACAAAUAGCUACAGGUGUUCUCGUUAGCUGAGUGUAGGCCUCUUUUUCUGUUCUAUGAAAACAUGAAUCAAGCCUUCUUUGGAGAUGUGUGAUCAUUGGUGUAUGAAUUUAGCAUGUUUAGCUACAGUCGUAAUGCACAAACCGUUAACAUUUCACUCUUUCUCUUGAACGGAAACCACUGCAAGUGAUGAGGUGAGGGGGAAAAGAAAACACAGAUGACAUUUCAAAUGUUUCAUUCCGGCGGUUAAAUGUUUGAGCUAGCAUAUCGUCAAUGCUGUUACAACACUGGAUCAUAAAUCUGAAAAUAUUGCUGCCUUAUGUGUUCUUUGUUUAUUUUUGUAAAGAAUGGAUUUCAAAAUGGUAUUAAAUAUGUAAGACAGCG